GGGAAAAUGACGAUCGUCAUAUAAGACCGUGCUCGUUGAAACCGGAAGAAAUUUUCAAGGAACCCCCUUCCAACGCAAUCCCUCUGUCUACCACUGUCAUCGCUUUUUAUUGUUAUUCCCUCAACCUAUAUGAUUCCACCCUCACUGCAUUAUACAAGACAGAUUAACAACAUACACUUCGGUCCACUUGCUGCCUUCCUUGUCGACACCGACCGUCCUCCUUAGGUGAUUGCCUUUCUAACGACACAUGGGAUAAUUGCUCUGCUCUUAACUGUGGUCGUCUUGCUCCGAGAUCAUAGACAAUAGAAAAACCUAAACGACUUUCAGCAGAUUCAAACAACGAACCAUUGGAAAACAUACCCAGGAAAUAAUCAUUCAUUCUACCAGAUACCUUCAGCCAAACAUGUACGCACUCAAAACUCCUUUCUUCCGUCCAGCCAGCCGCCCUUUCUCGCCCUCCCCACCCCCAGCGCAGCCUUCACGCCCAGAUUCCGAUGUAUCUUUCGAGAGAUCUCGCCCUUUGACCAGGUUGUCAUUGACAACAUUCCGGCGCCCGUCUCCAGCGCCAGCGCCAGAGCCAGCAAGGGCCCCCACGGCGACCACGCUGGUGCAGGAUGGAUCGUACCUGGAGAUACUGAGCCUCAAGCUAAGCGAGGCCGUUUCAAGGGCCGUAGCCCAGCCUAGUGGUCCACCAGCUGUACACGAGCUGGUGUCCGGGCGGCGACCGAUCCCCGCAGGUCGCGGUCGGGCAUUGGGUUCCCUCAUUGCGUCUGAGCUACGUGCAGCUAGUGAAACCCCGCAUCUGUACCGGGCCGUUUUGCGAUCCCUUCACAGGCCUUUGUCUGUGCUCCUCGGCAACCUUUCUGCAAGUUUACUCUCCCACCUUUCCUCACCAACGCUUCUAGCUCUUCCGUCAACUGCGCCUCAGACUCAAGCACUCAACCCUAUUCAGCUCCAUGCCGUCGCUAUCGCGACAUUCGCUGGCGAGUUGUUGGAAACAUUUGAUGACUUCGCCCUAGGACUUGAUGGGGGCCUGCGCGGAGAUGGCCUGAAGCACAUCCGAGAAGGAUUAACUUCCCUUGUUAAUCGGGUAGUACAUCCUUUCUUGGGGCUGAUGAAGAGCGAGCUGCAUCCCCUUGUGGAAUCCUUGCAGGCGCUGGCUAUUUCAUUUACCGGAAAGAACUCUCCAAGUGGCAAAACGUCGAGUCAUCUACACCCAUCCAUCGUUAGGCUACAGACCGUAAUCCCAGCGUACUCCAAAGCUAUUACGAGAUACUCGGCGACACCGAUAUCUCAAACAAACCUGGCUACCUUCCUCAUAUCUAUCAUAUGGAGAGGUCUGUUAGCUUUGACGUCGCGCCCAUAUGUUGCACCGACGCCACCAGCAUCUCCCACGAGUCUUCCCGGUGUAGUCAGAAAGCGUCGUGGCUCUUACACUUACCCUCCGACAUCAUCUCCGGGACGAUUCGCGAUCAAGCUUCCGUCAUCUAGGCCUCCCUCGCCACCGGAUUUGGCGGUAUCAUCCUCUGUGACUGCCGAUGCGCAAGCACUUUAUGAUAUCCUGAACCAACUCCCUAGACCCGACGCCCGUAACGCGGACACAAGAUUGGCUAGAGAAGCGGUUGACGAAGCAUUUGACGCCUUGAAAGCGCUCCCGGCAUUCUUUGACGUGGUCUCCUCCGCUUCUCCGGCUCAUUCGGUGGAUGACAUUGUUCAACAGUUAGCUACGGCAGCGAAGGAUCUACCUACGCUCAUUGCAUUGCCAACGGUGCUUCACGUAUACGGCCCGUCUUGGAUGCAAUCCGUUCCGGCAAUGCUCGGCAUAUCUGAUUCAGACUACCGGAACGGCUGUCUAACCGGGUUUGGGAGAGCGGAGGAGUGUGCGACUGCCGUAGGGCAGCGUCUGCUUGAUAUCCUCACCCCAGCUCUGGGUCCUGGUACCGUUCUAUGCAAAUGGUUAGAGGUGGAGUUAGCCGAAGACCCGUUCCCACUCAACAUGUAACAAAUCAGCGCUCCGCUGUUAGUAGGAUAGACGUAUUACUGUUCGUUCGUACAUUUCUUUUAGCAAGUCCUCUUUUUAGAUCUCAUGACGACCUUUCGAUAGCACUUUUAUACGUGCUACAUGCUGUGUAUGCUAAAUUGUCUCUGCAAUUCUAUUUUCGUUAUUUGCCGACCGGCCA
This is a messenger RNA of Desarmillaria tabescens, 2180 nucleotides long. RefSeq lists its product as uncharacterized. Bases 404 to 2002 code for a protein of 532 amino acids. The transcript is spliced from 3 exons. The record is from RefSeq and is a predicted model, not a curated record. NCBI's taxonomy places the organism in Eukaryota, Fungi, Basidiomycota, Agaricomycetes, Agaricales, Physalacriaceae.